Molecule: messenger RNA, 8351 nt
Organism: Dalotia coriaria
Lineage: Eukaryota; Metazoa; Arthropoda; Insecta; Coleoptera; Staphylinidae
Product: titin
Exons: 2
Coding region: 7-3912 (1301 amino acids)
Source: RefSeq, a predicted model, not a curated record
GUAGAUAUGAGUGCGGCGCUGCCCCCCGUGCCCGAUUUAAUUCCCAUCUCGGCGCUGCGGAAGGGCAGCAAUCGUUCAAAUAGCGCGAGCAGUGAUUACAGCGGUAACUACACGCCCAGUAACAAUGGCACCUAUUACGGCGAUGACAGCGCUGACGGCGCCGAUAGUAUCGAUGGGGUCGGCGCGCUUGUGAAUAACAACAACGAUAGUGACUGUGAAGAGGACGUGCAGGUGAAGGAGCGCGCCCCCUGCGGCUCGACCCAGUGCUCCGGAGAGGUUAUGGGAGAGCAGCGCUCGCGGCGGACGAAGCAACCAACGGCGGCGGAGGUGAUCGAUACGCCGCGGUCACGUGGUAGGGACGGCGCCGCCCCGGGAGCGUCCCGGAAAACCGAGCGGCAUCGUAAAUCAGACAGGAGACGUGAUCGCGAUCGGGAUCGGGAACGUCGUAAACGUUCGAACUCGUCCAAACGCCUCCACCACAACAACGCCGCCGCCGCCGCCUCCGACUCGUCGCAUGCACAUAAUCAUCAUAAUCACCACCACCACGCGUACACGUCGACGUCUUCGUCGUCGUGCAGUGAUACCACUUCCUCGUCGCCGAGAGUGAAUCCGAUAUUCGUGUGGGUCCGGCAAAAAGACACUCACAUCGUGGAAGUUAAAUGCGAAGAUUACGACAAGCGGAAUCGGAUUCUGCUUACAAAGACAGCGCAGGGAUGGCGGGCCAUCCCGCGCACCGAGACGCUGGCACCCGUUCUCCAGAAGGAUGACGCUUCCGGUCGCUAUUGCAAGAAGUCCAAGCGGCGCAGUAACAGCAGGCCGAAACGGAAGUCCUUCGGCGUACAGGUGGACGAGAACGAGCUGCAGCCGCAUCCCGAUGCCACAUGGAGCGCGGACGAUUCGGAAGUGACGAGUGAACCGCCUACGCAGCAGGAUUGCUCGCCGCCGCAUUUGUUGCCGGAGGCGGAUGUAAACAAUCGGGAGUGUAGUGCCAGUGCUGUCAGUGUGGAUACUAGUGGAUGUGCCAGUGCGCAGGAUGAUUGUCAAAACAACAUUUCGCCGCUGGACAAUUUACUCGCAGUCGCCGAACUCGAGUUCAACCAGCAAAUCGAAGCAGAGCGCUGGGAGACGACGAACAGCAAGUCGAAUGAGCAGGAAGAUUUCGACAUGUUUAUCGAGUCCUGCAAUGCUUCCACUACUAACGGAGACAAGAUAAACGACGAGGAAGAUUGCGAAAUUGACUAUAACGACGACGAUGACAAUAAUCUAGCCAUGGAUGAUAUUCUCAGCAGGUUGGAGCAGUCAUUGCAGAGUCCUGACAACUUACACUCCGACAUCGACAGCAUCAUAAAACAGGACUUGGAAACAAUUGCAAAUGAUGACAACCAACAAGUUGAAUUGAACAGUCCGCAGGUUAUUCAAGACGAGGAUGCGCUGAUUGAACCGCCUGAGACACCCGCCGACUGUAAGCCGGAAGUGGAAUGCCUCCAUGUACUCAAAGAGGAAGAGGAUGUAGAAGAAAUUGAAGCUAAACCGCAGAUAGAUACAAUUGAAAUAAUAGAAGCAGUCAAUCAGGCAUCUCUGGCGUCUCCAGAGGUAGAUUUGUCUCAAGCGCCGGAAGUGGAAAUCCCGGAAGAAGUUGCCAUCCCAGAAGAACCUGAAUCAACGGAGGAAACGCCGACUGAUUUGAGAGUACACACUACAAAAGCCUGUGAUACUGACGAGGACCUAAUUCCGACAGACCUGAGCAUACCGAAGUGUCAGUCUUCGCCACAGUCAAAAAGACCCGCAUCGCAAAACUCGGAGACGAUACAAUCACCACAACCGAGUGGAAUUCCAGCCGUUCCACCAUCCCCGGACCUGUACAGUGCCAAUAAAAACAAUGCCCAAUCCAAUAGCAAGUCCAAUAUUUACUUAGAAUCGUUGCUUUCCCCUACCAAAGAUGCUAUUGUGUUACCAGAAAAGGAACCCUUGGAUCUGGGAAAACUCAGAGAGUCAGAUAGUCCAAAAGUGACGUGCUCGCAAGAGGAACCACCCUCUAAAAAAAUAAAACUCGAGGAUAUUACGUUGAAGACCCUUCUAGAUACAGAGACCGGAAAAGACGAAAAGCCUCAACAAACUGUGCACUCGGUUACAAAUAACAAGGCCAGUAAUAAUAAUAAUAAAAAUAACAAUAAUAACGCAAUAGACACCCCGCGGUUGCUAGAAUUGCUGACGCAGGAAGAAGAGGAAAUGGACCCCGUUGCGCAACUGAAACAGGUAUUAAGUAAUAAUACGUUCAACAUUCCGGAUCCGAUGUUAAUUCCCAAGGAUAGAUUGAGCCAAAUUUUGUCUGCUCCCGCCAAAGAAAUACCAAAGCUGCUGAAGCAACGACCAGAAUUACGCUUGCCGGAAGCACUUGCUUUCCCUCAUCUGCUUCAAGAUCCCGACAUUCUGGUGAUUACUCUAUCACAGUUAAAGCUCAUUGUUGAAAAGCAAAGUCAGUCUUUGCCAGUUGUUGAGAAAGAAAAGUUUGUUGCGGAAAAGGAGAAAGAGAAGCCACUCGCCGAGCGGGAGAGGCAUAAACUUAUUUCGAUUCCGGAACCGCGAAAGUCGUUGACACCAUCGAAAGAAAAACCACCAGUUGCUAGUAUGCCUAAUAAGGAAAUUCGGGACGCCAUUAAAGAGAAAGAAACCUCGAAAAAGUCGAAGAUUUCUGAAUUAUCAAGCGACAUUGACGCGGCGACAAAUGCAGCUUUUUCACAAAUGAUGUGGUUACCUUACUUGAAUCAAAUGGAAGCGAUGAAUAAUCCAGAAUUCCUGAAAUUUCUGAGCACCAUGAUGCCGGGUUAUGUCCCCCCGGAUAUGUCGCAUAUGAUGCGCCCUUUCCCACCACCUGCGUUUCCGCUUCCACAAACGGCGCUCAACUACAAUCCUCUCGAAUUAUCUAUGUGGCAAGAAAGCAUGUUGCAACAGGCGCGGACGAAAAACCAAAUAGAUUUUCUCAACUCGCAGAAAAUGAUGAGCAAAAACGCAAUGAGCACCAACAGCAGUCCAAGUCCAAUGAACAGCUUGCAUAGCUCGUAUCAACAUCAAUUUCAACAACCGAACGUGCCCAGGUCGUUGCCGCAGCAAUAUCAGCCGCCGUCGACGAAUCAUCAAACGCCGAAGUAUCCGAGUAAGAGUAAAUCCUCGACGAGUUAUCAGCAAUCGAAGCAGAACACAUAUCAUCAUCAGAGCCAUCCUUCGCAUCAUCGAGACGCAUCUCAGCGGAAAUACGAUAAUGAAAAGCUGCUACAACAGCAGAUUCAGCAGCAACAACAACAAUUGCAAUUACAGCGGCAGAAGCAACAACAGGCACAACAAGCAGAAUUGCACCGCCAGGAAUUUCUCAAACAACAAGAGUUGUUAAAGCAACAGCAGGAAAUGUACCACAAACCGAAAGUGGCGUGCAAGCCGUUUGCCAAUUUGGUGCAACCGCAUUUACAGCUGGGUCUAUUUCCUGGCUUAAGCACACCGCCAUCACCAAUGCAGCAGCAGCUGAAUCAUCAGCAGCAAAUUGAUCAAUACAGGAUAUUCCAGCAACAACAGCAGCAGUUUUUACAACAACAACAACAACAACAGCAGCAACAUUCGCAUCAACAACAACCGCAUCCGCUGCACGAAAAACGAAACAGGGUAUCGCAAGGACCAAUCGAUUUAUCUGGCGGUCCACCGACAGGCAAGCUCAAAGUAAAACAACCGCAGCAUCUAGUUGAUCCGAAGAAUGCUGCACGUUUGUUGAAAUACGAUGACAUCGCCGAAGUGGGCAGUACAACUAGUAGCAUCGACGAGAUGCAAGAAGCGCAAAAACAUCUUUGGCAUCCAUUAUUUGGCAACCAAAAAAGCUACACGAGUCCGUGGAACUGGACGACGGUGACGGCCGCAGGAGAAUAACAGCGACAACAGCCUCCGACUCAGUGGAGGCAACAGGCGCUGCCAACCAUGGUCACACCACCCAGACAGUCCGUAUCCGUAGGUCCACUCUCACAAGACCCGCCGGCGAACAAGAACAUGGACCUUUUCUCCGGCUUCGACUUUGAUUUCUUGUCAAAAUGAAAACCGACUAUAGAAUCCCAAUGGCGUCAAUCGGUACGAACUCUUUUAGAUGCUCACAAAUCCUGACAAAGAAGGUAAAACACGAAUUGCCGUGGUGCGGGAUGUUGAAUGAAAAGAAAACGACACCCCAUUGCCGUCUGGGAGACGCGAGACGACCCUCAACGCGGAUGGAUGAGUUAAAAGCGACGAUUCCCGAAGCGUUGUCUAAAAAACGGGCAGCUUCGUAAUAAAAAUAAAAAAGGCUGCGUGUGCUCGCUACGUCUCCACUCCACUUCCGCGCGCUCGGCCAGUUCCGAAUGUGAAGAAAAAUCGAUAGAAGAGCGAGUGCUGUAAUACGUCAGACGGACGUACGACGAAGCCGAAGUGCAGGGGGUAGGAGAACGCGAACCAGGUCUCGCGAGGUCACCGCUUCCCAUUCGGAUCCGCAUUUGUUCGUCGGUCGCGUUUCUGUGCUGCGCGCACAAAAUUUAAUAAAAAAAAAGGCGAAACACGUCAAAUCAUACAAACGGAGGCAGCGCGCACACUGAGGUACACGACGAGCGGAUCGGAAACGAAACACAAGGCGACGAGCACUCGAGUGUUAGCGCGCGCGCACGCUCGUAAUUGAAUGACGGAAAUUGAAUUAAUUUGUUGCCGGGGCGAAAAGAAGUCUUUCUUUAAAUAUCUAAUGCUAAACGCAAUUAACGAUAUAUGUGAAGUGUGCAAACGAGUCUGCGCGGCCGGAAAUCGAUGUCUGAUGAAAUUAAUGUUUCCCAAAUAAUAUUACUACACAGUGUUUGAUAAAUCAACAACAAAACAAUCGAAAACAUUUUAAAACACGGCCAAAUAAAACCGAUUGGAACUUUGUCGUUGACAAAAACAUAGUAUUAGGCACUAAAGAUAAAAAAAUAACGUGUACCGCUGCCCACUUUCAUUAUCUGUACCUACACAAAGCUGACAUUACGAUCGCAUGUAAACAUGUAAAAAAUGAUAAAACACAGAAAACGCGGAAAGAAAACAAAUAAAAAUGUUCCUCGCUGUACAUAUAGUUAAAAUUAAUUGUACAUGUAUUGAUAAGACAUUUGACAAAUGAAUGCUCAUUGUAUCUGCAUAAUAUUCGGAAUAUUGGCAAAAUUAUUGCAACUGAACAACGGAAAAAGUGGCACGCACACUUAUUGUGAACAAAACCACUGCACACACACGUCUCUUGUACUCGUAUAUGUACUACACAAACAUCUUUUCGCGAGUAUGCCAAACUUAUUGCGGAAUGUCCGUCCCAAGAAAACAUUAACACAUAUUGAUUGAAAUGUUACUUUCGUUAACGAGGCCCUACUUUGGCCUAAAAAUCAUUUAUGUUUAAAUUCAUGUAUUUGAUAAACUACGGUUAGUAUUUUUGAGACACACACUUUACGUUAUCUGCAAUAUUGUUUUCGGUUAUGAAUUUCCUUUAGCGAUAACGAAACAUGUGGUCAAAGCGAACUAACGAGGGCGUUGAACAGCCAGAGUAGUACAAGACAAAAACAUAGAUAUUAAUGUAAAUGUAAUAAGAAGAUGAAAAAAACAACAUGUACAAAGUUAAUUAAAUGCUGUAAGCGACGAUGAAAUGAAGGACACACAUUAGACAAACUAAUCGAUAUUUUAGCUAUGCCAAUGACUAAUUGAUAGAAGUGUGAUCAAAUUGAUCGCAUCCUAUACGAGUACUAUAAGCGAGAAUCGAAUGAAAAUAUUCAUAAAAUAUAUAAAUAUAUACAUAAAUAUAAAUAAAAAUCUUAGCGAAUUGAUUAUAACAUUGAUAUUCUAAUAAAUUAAUUGAUAUAAAUUGAAACUACAAUUUAAGCAAAAAAAUAAUAAAAAUAGGUAAUCGAACAAUCUCACAUAUUGCGAGCGGUUGGAUGAAAACAAAAAAAAAAGAAUACAUUCGUAAAAAAAUAAUUGUAACAUUUUAAAACCAUACGAUUUUUCAUACGUGCUUAUAUAGUAUUCAAUGAGUAUCGAAUAUGAUGCGUAUUAAAACCGCAAUACUUGCAUCAUUUUAAAAAUGGAUCAAAAACAUUCAUCGGAUAAACAAAAAUUCAAUUUUGAAAUACACGAUAUUUCAUGAAAUAUGGUUACCAGAGAUUAAUAGCGGCUGUAAUUAUUUUCCUGCAUACCUACCGCUUUCAAAGCCGGAAAUAACAAUGAAGAACCUAUUAGCAUUCCGAAGUUUUUGAACCGAAAAGUUGCGCAAAUUGAACAAUUCGGCCGCAUGCGCAUACGCGGCUACUGUCGAAAACUUUGCAUGCACACUGAAAACUAUCUGCAAGCUGAAACUUCUCGCCUAACAACCAUUCACACAAUUAGGAGGAAUCGCUGCUUUUUGAAUUGCCGUGCGGGAAACGCCAACAAACUGCAAAACCAAAUUGUAAGGCAAAACGUACAUAUCGCUUCGACUAUAAUUACAAUUUAAACUUUUUAAAAGAUGAACAUGAGAUGGUAAACCCUAAUAUGAACUGAGAUAUUAUUGAUUAUAUAUUUAUAUUCAGUGUCGGGCGUACGUCAGAAAAAUCUUCACAAUUCACACAUCAACCAAACAAACUUUUGUUGGAUUUGCGUGAGAUUUUUUUGAUGCACGCAAGUCGGGCAUAUGUAUAUUAUGUAAAUGUAUAAAUGUUUUUCGUUGUUACUUAUUUAUCUUUUGAGUUGUAUUAUCUCCUAUACAUUUCAUUCCGGGUGCAUUCGAGAUUGCGUUUUAAGUGAAAUUGAAUUUUAAAAUGUUUAACAAGAUAAAAAUAAAAAUGGCCGGACGUAAAUUUAUAACUCACCCAUUUAAAAGUAAGGUGUAGACAAUAAAGACAAAACGUAUUACAAAUACAGAGCAAACACUUAUUGCGUUUGAUUAAGUUAAUGCAGAAAAAGAAAAGAAGUGAUUUCUUAUUGAUUGAAUACUAAUUACGACUGCAAACCAUUAACGAUUGAGUUUCACGCUUGACUAAAUUACUUUUAAGAUUUUACCUAGGUGUAUAGGCAUAUUUUUGUUACAAGAAAACAUAUAAUAUUUCAUCCAGUGGAAAGAAUGCAAAUGAGGCAAAAUAUUGCAAAGGAUUUUAAUUGUAUAUUCUACCAUUGCGUUACAAAUAUUGUGAAUCAAAAGGCGGAGCGAUUAAGGAUACUUUAAUGUUAUUAAUGUUAGUCCCAAUAUCUGUCAAAACACAAAUGUUUGUUUUCUUUAGAAAAUCAAUUGCUAUGUUUACCAAUACGAUAGCAACCCUUAAAUUCAGGUAUUAAUUUAACAACACAACUUGCGAAUCUAAUUUAAUAUUUAAUGUUUUACAUAGUUUUAAGUUGUUAGAUCUUUUAGUUUGUAAGUACGUUCUGUUUUAUUUCGAAUUGGAUUAUCUAUUUUCAACCAAUUAUAUUGUAAUUCUCAAACUUGUACACUAUUUCUUAUUAACAUGUACUUAUACUGUAAUGUGACAGUUUUGAACAAUCCUUUUAAGGAAUUGAGAAUCAAUUUAUAAAACGAAUGGUCAUCAUUUUCAGCAAACCAAAGAUUAUUUGUACUUGUUUAUUUCUAUGAUGAUAAAUCGUUUUAUUCCUAUUUAAUGAACAUAUACUUUCGAGAAGGAAACGAAUUGGAAACUAAUAUUUGUGUAACUACUGUGAUGUUAAAAAUACUAUGUCUAUGACUAGAAAGUACACCAAUACUUUAAAAUGUACCCUAGAACAAUGUAAAAACAAUGUAAUUUUCUUUUAAAUGACAACAACAAAAAAACAUAAUUAAACGAUUGCAAACAUCGAAUGUUUAUUUUAUAUUUAUUCCAACUGAUGCUAAAUUAGUUAAAUUAAUGUAUGGUCAACAAGUCAUGGUAAUUUAACAUCACAAUCGUUUGUUCAUAUAUAUCUCCACUUUUACGAAAAUACAUUUUGAGAAUUUGGCUGAAAUUCUGUUGUUACCGUUGUUACAUAAGUUAUUACACUUUAGAGUAGAUGUGUAUCAAAUGACUUGUGAUCCUGUGUCCUGUGCCGCGCCUAGAAUGUACAUGUUCCAUUUAAUAUCUAUGCGUUUAAUGUUGCGUUGGUUCAUCGUGAACGUUUUUAUAUUAAAGCAAAUUUUCGAUCUUGUGAAAUGAGAAACAAAUGGAAAUGUCGAUCGAAGGUCUCGCGUAGUACUCAUAUUCGUGUUUUCUUUUCCUACACCAACAUGUAUUUACUAGUUACGAUAAAUUGCGAUUUUAAUUGAACAUACAACGUAUGAAUCCAAACCAGAAAUAAUGAAAACUAAAUAUAAUGAAAUAAAUAAAUAUAUAUUACCAUUAUAA